This is a messenger RNA of Coniosporium apollinis CBS 100218, 738 nucleotides long. RefSeq lists its product as uncharacterized. The transcript is spliced from 3 exons. The coding region runs from base 1 to 738 and encodes 245 amino acids. The record is from RefSeq and is a predicted model, not a curated record. Gene Ontology annotation, cellular component: ubiquitin ligase complex; cytoplasm. Gene Ontology annotation, molecular function: zinc ion binding; ubiquitin conjugating enzyme binding; ubiquitin protein ligase activity. Gene Ontology annotation, biological process: ubiquitin-dependent protein catabolic process; protein polyubiquitination; positive regulation of proteasomal ubiquitin-dependent protein catabolic process. Lineage: Eukaryota; Fungi; Ascomycota; Dothideomycetes.
AUGGCCAGGAGCAAGGGCAAGAGGGCGAACCAAGAUCCGGCCGUCGCUGACGAGGCACAGGCCGCGGAGCCGGUUAGAAAGAAACCACGCCCAGCAAAGAUUGUCGAGUAUCUCUGUAACAUCUGCGCCCAUAAGAAACCCUCCGACAGCUUCCCCGAUGCCAAAUCUACCAACAUACCGCCCUCUUGCCGAGGCUGCCUAGGUACAGACAGCGGCCGAAUAUGCCACUCCUGCGUUUCUAAUUGGACGUCCGAAACCGCGGCCAAGUACGCCGGCAGAUCGCCCGAAGAGAUCGCCUGCCUCGCAUGCGGCGAUACAUGGCCAUAUGAGUACGUCAAGAUGCAUCUGAGCGGAGAGGAUCUUGACCGAUACGAGGCAAGGCUUCUGCGGUACGCGCUGCGAGAGGACCUCAAUUUCCGCUGGUGUCCGGCUGCCGAUUGCGAAGCGGGCUACAUCCACGAGCGAAACACCAACAGAUGCCGGAAGAUCACCUGUGGCGCUUGUGAGGUGGCGAGCUGCUACCACUGCGAGAUAGUGUGGGAGGCUAGACAUGAUUGCAAGGAACACCGCGGCGAGGUCGACCCGGAAACACUGAAGACGCUCCAGGAACAGCAGGCCAGGCAGUGUCCGGAGUGCGGGAUCGCUGUUACCAAGAUAAGCGGAUGUGACGAUAUUCACUGCGAGAGCUGCGGAGAGAGCUUUGACUGGGCCAGUGCCAAACUCGUUGGAGGGGGGUGA